Messenger RNA from Pseudogymnoascus verrucosus, 1388 nucleotides. It is a transcript of the gene HUT1, whose product is annotated as UDP-galactose transporter. Gene Ontology annotation, cellular component: endoplasmic reticulum membrane; Golgi membrane. Gene Ontology annotation, biological process: UDP-galactose transmembrane transport. NCBI's taxonomy places the organism in Eukaryota, Fungi, Ascomycota, Leotiomycetes, Thelebolales, Thelebolaceae. The record is from RefSeq and is a predicted model, not a curated record. The coding region runs from base 93 to 1388 and encodes 431 amino acids. Gene Ontology annotation, molecular function: UDP-glucose transmembrane transporter activity; UDP-galactose transmembrane transporter activity. The transcript is spliced from 2 exons.
CACACCACCCAUUGAAAAUCCGCCCAUACCCCCUCCCCCCUCCUCCCUUCCCUCAAUUCCUCUUUAGAUUCCGCCCUCAACACACACCCACAAUGGCGCGCCACAAACAAGCAACACCCCUCCGCCGCGAGGUCUCUUCCGAAUACACGAGCAGCGCAGACCGCGUCGGCACACCUACCAAGAUAUCUCGAACACUCGAUUCUCCUGCCGCUGCUGCGGCGCCGAUGAAAGUGAAUGGGCGUGUUAAUGGCGCUGUCGUCGCCCCGGCGGUGGCAGUGAAGGUGGAGAAGAAGAAACAGGCUGGGUUGGUGGAAUUGGUUAUUGGAGUUGCGGGGAUUUAUGCUUCUUUCCUAACCUGGGCACUCCUCCAAGAACGCCUAACAACAACCCCCUACGGGCCCCCCACCGCCCCCGAAGUCUUCAAAUUCCCCAUCGUCCUAAACACAAUCCAAUCCCUCUUCGCCGUCCUCACCGGGCUCCUCUACCUCCACCUCUCGCGCCCCGCCGGUCAGCCCACCCCCGCCAUCUUCCCCACGCGCGCCAUCACUCUCCCCCUCGCCGCCGUGGCCCUGACGGCGUCUCUGGCGAGUCCGUUUGGGUAUGCGAGUUUGGCGCAUAUCGAUUAUAUUACCUUCAUCUUGGCUAAAUCGUGUAAAUUGCUACCGGUGAUGUUUCUCCACGUUACGCUGUUUGGGAGAAGGUAUCCCUGGUAUAAAUACCUCGUCGUUUUCACCGUCACAGCCGGCGUCGCGGUAUUCACUCUCCACGCCUCGUCUGCAAAGAAACACGCCUCGAAAGCCGGCGCGGAGGAGAAGAAUAGGGCAUGGGGACUGCUGAUGUUGGGUGUCAACCUGCUCCUUGACGGAUUGACGAAUACGACACAAGAUUAUAUUUUUAAGACUUUCCAGCCCUACUCCGGUCCGCAAAUGAUGUGCGCAACAAACAUCCUCGCCUCCGCCCUCACCAUCUCCUACUUAUUGAUCUCCCCCCUCAUCGCCACCACACCCCUAGGGAUCUAUCUGGGCCUCGACCUCACCAGCGCCGCCACCGGCGGAGAAGUCCUCACCGCGCUCUCCUUCCUCAACCGCAACCCGGCAGCCUGGGUCGACGUACUUGGUUUCGCGGCGUGUGGAGCGGUGGGGCAGUUGUUUAUUUUCUACACGCUGAGUGUGUUUGAUAGUGUGCUCCUGGUUACGGUCACGGUGACGAGGAAGAUGUGUACGAUGGUGUUGAGUGUGCUUUGGUUUGGACAUCGGUUGAGUGCGGGGCAGUGGGUGGGGGUGGGGUUGGUGUUUGGGGGGGUGGGAGGGGAGGGGUGGAUGGCGAGGAGGGAGAAGAGGAUGAAGUUUGAGGGGGCAAAGGAGGGGGAGGGGAAGAAGGAGUUGUAG